AUGGUAUUUAUCAACUUGGAGAAGGCAUACAACAAAGUUCCUAUAGAGGUUCUUUGGAGAUGCUUGGAGAUGAGUUGGGUCCCGGUGGCUUACAUCAGAUCGAUUAAGGACAAGUAUGAAGGAGCUAAGACCCAGCUAUACUCUAUUGGGGGAAUGCCUCAUGUGUUGAAUGUUUGGAUGUAUGAAUGUUGUUCUGAGGUAGACAGUACUAUAGCUGAGCGUGUCGGUAAUGUAAUUCCUAGGAUUUUUAACUGGAAGAUAGUUGGGAUUAAGGUCAAGUAUGAGAAGUUCAUGGCCGGUAUGUUCAGCAAGUUUGUGUACACUAAUUUACGGCCAACUCAUGAAGAAGUACAAAGAUUUGAUUUGCCAAUAAUCGAAGGGGUUGAAUUAAAUAAUAAUGAAUCUGCCUUAUCACAUGAUACUUAUCCAGAUCGUAGUGGUAAAAGACACGUUGUCAACAUGCAUACUCAAUCGAACAUGGACCAUAAAGGUUUUGAAGAUUUCAGUAUUGUUCCACCACCUGAAAUCCUAAUGAAGGUAGGUCUAAGUACUCAUGCAUCCGCAUCGCAAUCUACGAAGAAGAGAAGGACAGUUCGAUUUGAUACUACAACUGUUUCUAUGCAAGAUAACGAGAAAACUCCACCGUCUGUUUCAGGAAAAGUUGACCAAAAAUUCACCUUCCUUCACAAAGUAAUGGUUAAACAACAUGAAGAAUCAAAUGACAAAAGAAAUACACAACACGCAGAACUUAUGUGCAUGCUAAAACACAUCAAACACGCCAAUAAAAAGGAUCAACAAGAUCAAGAUGUGGAAUACUUACAAAAGGAAGAUGUUUCAUCAAAAGAGCAGCAACAGGAUCAACAAGUUCAAGAUGUGGAAUGUUUACAAAAGGAAGAUGUUCCAUCAAAAGAACAGGAUGAUGAACUUGGAGGGUUUACAACUGGGGGAGUUCCAUCAGUAGACAAUUUCGAAGAGAUGGAUAUCGUCACUAGUUUAAAAGAUAAAGCAAAAAAGAAUUUUGAAGGAUUUAGUUCAGAUGUUGAAACUUCCACAUUAGAUGUGCAUGUCGAAGAAAUGGUGAAUCAGGAAAUGGAGGAUAUUGGAACUGUCACAUUGAAUUCUCUUGUUGAUGCAGUUGUAAAUCAGAAUCCAAAUUACUCUAAAGUACAAAACCCUGAGAAUAUUCAUGAAGAUCAUUCGGAUGAAUACUUGAGUACCCUUUCAGAAUCUGCUCGAUUGGAGAUAGAUGCUAUAAUGCAAGGUUUGACAGCACCGGUAGAUGAUAUUCCGCUUGAAGUUGUUAAAUCGAUGGAUGAAACAGUUAACUUGCAUUCCAUAUCUGAUAGCCAGAUUCCAUCAAAUUAUCCUGAUUCAGUUGUUGCGGCUUAUCCAGCUGUAAAAACUCCUGCUAAACGAACCAGGACUAGGUCAAAAAUUUUCAAGUCACCAUACACGACUGACUUUGCAUCUGGUUCAAAGGCUCUUAAGGAUGAAAGCACAGAAUUCAAAUAG
Molecule: messenger RNA, 1512 nt
Organism: Capsicum annuum
Lineage: Eukaryota; Viridiplantae; Streptophyta; Magnoliopsida; Solanales; Solanaceae
Exons: 9
Coding region: 1-1512 (503 amino acids)
Source: RefSeq, a predicted model, not a curated record